Molecule: messenger RNA, 866 nt
Organism: Aspergillus japonicus CBS 114.51
Lineage: Eukaryota; Fungi; Ascomycota; Eurotiomycetes; Eurotiales; Aspergillaceae
Product: putative isochorismatase family hydrolase
Exons: 1
Coding region: 148-744 (198 amino acids)
Source: RefSeq, a predicted model, not a curated record
GUUUACAGCACGUACAAUAAAUAUCUCCCAACCCCUCCACCACAUCGCAACAAUCAUAGCACUGUAUACUUUUCUCCAGAGAACCAACCAUCUCUGGCAUCAUUACCAUUCACCACACAUACAUCUUCUCAACCUAAGUCAACCAAAAUGUCCCCUCCCUCCUUCCGCGAACACAUCGGCCUCCCGCCCUCAACCGCCACCCUCCACGACUCCACGCUGAUCAUCAUCGACGCGCAAAACGAAUACGCCACCGGCAAGCUGCAAGUGCACGACGCGGCCCACUCCCGCGCCGCCAUCGCCGACCUCCUCGCCCGGUACCGCGCCGCCGGCGCCAAGCAGAACAUCGUCCACGUUUUGCACCGUACCCCCGCCGGCGCCCCCGUCUUCACCCCCGAUACCCCGCUGGCCGAGGAAUUCGAGGAGCUCCAGCCCCGCCCCGACGAGAAGGUUAUCUUCAAGCACUUCCCCAGCUCCUUUGCGCAGACGGAGCUGCACGAGCACCUUCAGGGCUUGGGGGCUGUCGGGAAGAAGAUCGUGCUCGUCGGGUAUAUGGCGCAUGUGUGUGUGUCGACGACGGCUCGGGCCGGGCAUGAGCUCGGGUAUGAGGUGCUGGUGGUGAAGGAGGCGGUGGGCGAUCGGGCGAUUCCUGGUGUCGAGGCGGAGACGUUGGUCGAUGUCGCGCUGUAUGAGAUCGGGGAUGCUUUUGGGACGGUCCUUAAAGAGGGGAAGGAGAUUGGGGAGUGAGAGGGGGUUUAUGUCUCCGGAAAUGAGUAAAGUUGGGAUGUUCAGGGCUGUAUUUCAAUUUCAAUGAAUUUGUGAGGAACUGACAUGUAUAGCUUGAUUCUGAAUGAUAAAUUGCUCAGUGC